Molecule: messenger RNA, 3331 nt
Organism: Acyrthosiphon pisum (pea aphid)
Lineage: Eukaryota; Metazoa; Arthropoda; Insecta; Hemiptera; Aphididae
Gene: Clbn
Product: Nuclear export mediator factor NEMF homolog Clbn
Exons: 17
Coding region: 156-3119 (987 amino acids)
Biological process (GO): rescue of stalled cytosolic ribosome; ribosome-associated ubiquitin-dependent protein catabolic process
Cellular component (GO): RQC complex
Molecular function (GO): ribosomal large subunit binding; tRNA binding
Source: RefSeq, a predicted model, not a curated record
UUUAUCACGACGUAAUAACAAUAAUUCAUGUGUUUCGCAGCGAUAUAGGUAGUACACGGGGUUUUGGCGUUGGAUUUCUUUCUAAAACAAGAGCCUAGGCGACUUGUAAUUUUAUAGAUAUUCUUUUUUAAUGGUUGAACGAAAACAACACAAAAAUGAAAACGCGAUUCUCGACGUUGGACAUAAUGUGUGUCGUCAACGAAAUUCAAAAAUACAAAGGCAUGAGAUUACAAAGAGUUUAUGACAUUGAUCAUAAAACAUAUUUGUUCAAAUUUCAACUUAACAAUGAAAAGUGUGUAUUGUUAUUGGAAUCUGGUGUUCGAUUACAUGUCACUAAUUAUGAAUGGACUAAGAAUGAAGCACCUAGUAGUUUUAGCAUGAAGUUAAGAAAACACUUAUCAAACAAACGGUUGGAAAAAUUAACACAAAUGGGAUUUGAUCGAAUUAUUGAUCUGCAGUUUGGUGUUGGAGAAGCAGCAUAUCAUGUUAUACUAGAAUUAUAUGAUAAAGGCAAUAUUAUUUUAGCAGAUAAAGAUUAUAUUAUGAUAAAUAUUUUACGUCCGCACACUGAGGAUGAAAAACAGAAGUUUUUUGUUAAAGAGGUGUACCCAAAUAGCAGACCAAAAAAUCGACUUAAUCCACCAACGGAAGAUUCUUUAAUACAAAUUCUGAAAACAGCUAAACAUUCAACAAACUUAAAAAAAUUUAUUUUUUCAAAUUUUCCAAAUUGCUUAGAUUAUGGAAAUUGUUUAUUGGAACAUAUGUUAAUAAGUGGUGGUUUUCCAACAAAUACCAGAAUUGGUAUUGAAUUUAAUAUUGAUACAGAUAUUCAAAAGCUUAUGAAUUGUUUUUGUAUUGCUGAAAAAUUCUUAGAUAAUAUAACUACAUUAAAAGAAGGUUUUAUAAUUCAAAAAAUUGAUCAACAAUUGUUACCUGAUGGUAUUAUGAAAGAAUUGUGUACCAAUCAAGAGUAUCAUCCUUUUUUGUUUGCUCAACAUCAGAAAUUACCUUCAAAAACUUAUGAAAGUUUUAAUGAAGCGGUAGAUGAAUUUUAUUCAAAUUUAGAAAGCCAAAAAUAUGAUGUCAAGUGCAUGCAACAAGAAAAAGGAGCUGUUAAAAAGCUACAAAAUAUUGUUAAAGACCAUGAAGAACGACUUAAAAAACUUCAAGAUACACAAGAUGAACACAAAUUCAAAGCUGAAUUAAUAACUAACAAUUUGGAUCUUGUUGACAAUACUAUACAGUUUGUAAGGCAAGCAGUAGCUAAACAACUGCAUUGGGAUGAGAUUUGGGAUAUGAUUAGACAAUUAAAUUUUGAAGAUGAUGGAUGUACAUAUGCCAUAGUUAAGAAUUUGAAAUUGAGUGUGAAUCACAUAACACUUCAACUGUUUGAUCCUUAUAAUGAAGAAAACAAAAAUGAAGAGAACAGUCAAUUAAUUGAUAUAGAUUUAGGUCAGUCUGCUUUUGGAAAUGCUGAAAGAUACUAUGGAUCUAAAAAACAAUCAGCAAUCAAAGAGAAAAAAACCAUUGACUCCUCAAGUACAGUUUUAAAAAUGGCUGAAAAAAAAACUAAACAAACUUUGAAAGAUAUGCAAGUUGUUGCUUCUAUAAAUAAAGUUCGCAAAACAUAUUGGUUUGAAAAGUUUUAUUGGUUUAUAUCUUCGGAAAAUUAUUUAGUUAUUGCUGGACGUGAUGCUCAUCAAAAUGAAGUUAUUGUUAAACGAUAUAUGAAGUCAUCAGAUGUUUAUGUGCAUGCUGGAUUUAGUGGUGCAACUACUGUUAUAAUAAAAAAUCCAAUAAAUCAACCUGUCCCUCCUGCUACACUCAAUGAAGCAGCUGUUAUGGCAAUUUCAUACAGUGUUUCUUGGACUAUGAAAAUUAAUUUACAAAAUGCAUUUUGGGUGAAACCUGAACAAGUAUCUAAAACUGCGCCCACUGGAGAAUAUUUGACUACUGGCAGCUUUAUGAUACGUGGCAAAAAAAACUAUUUACCAGCAACUCAUCUUAUAUUAGGUUUAAGCUUUCUGUUUAAACUAGAAGAUAGUUCUAUACCUAGACAUGCGAAUGAACGCAAAAUUAAAGGUAUCGAAUGUGAAGGCUUAGAUAACAUUGAACAAAACAAUGAUGAAUUUGAAAAUAUACCGAGUGAAAAUGAUAGUGAUGAAGAUUUAGAGAAAAAUAUAGAAACUCAAAACGAAGAAACCUCAUAUACAGUCAAUGAUGAUGGUCAAAGUCUAGAUGUUAAAACAAAUAAUAAACAUUCAGAAGAAGAAGCAGAAAAAGAAGAAUUAAGAUUCAAUAAUGAAACGUCAAAAAAUGUUAUAGAUGUAACAAGUAUUCCAAACUGCAGUGAUACAUGUAAAUCUGUCGAACAAUCUGAUGCUGCAUCUUCAGAUAGUGAUGAUGAUGAUGAUGAUAUCGAACUGGAUGAUGUCAAUGAUUUAGAUAAAAAAAAUGAAUCUAAUAAACCUCAAAUUUUGAAACGUGGCCAACGAGGAAAAUUAAAGAGAAUCAAAGAAAAAUACAAAGAUCAAGAUGAAGAUGAAAGAGAAAUGAGAAUUAAAUUACUACAAUCAUCAAUGAAUGAAGACAAAAAACUGAAACGUGCUAAAAAGAAAGACAAAAAGAAUAAAAAGUCUACAGAUAAAAAUAAAGCGGCUGGAAAUAAAAAAAUAUUCAUCAAACCUUUGCCUAUGCUUCUUGAAGCACCUAAUGAUACAAUUCAACUUGAAUUACAAAAAGAACCAAUAAAGAAAUCUGAGGAUAAUGAAAAUUCGGAAGAUGAUGAAACAGAUAAACCAACAGAUCUAACUGAAACCCAUAUGUUGGAUUCAUUAACUGGUGUUCCAUACGCUGAAGAUGAAUUACUUUUUGCUGUACCAGUAGUAGCCCCCUACACUGCCCUCACAAAUUAUAAAUACAAGUUAAAAUUAACACCUGGAAACACAAAAAGAGGUAAAGCAUCAAAGACAUGUUUGAAUUUGUUUUUAAAAGACAAAACGUCAACAACCAGAGAAAAAAACUUGAUGAAGAGCGUCAACGUACAGGAUAUUGCUAGAAACAUACCAAACGGGGUUAAAUUGUCUGCCCCAUCACUCAGUAAAGUUCUUAAUAAAUAGGCAGAUAAUAAGCAUUGUAUAUACUUAAUUAUUACACAAUAGAAACUAAAACCUCUAUAUUAGUAUACCAACUGUUAUAUCCGACUUACAUCUAAAAUUAAUAUAAUAUUAAUAUUAGGGUUUGUUGUUAAUUUAGAAAUAUUUUAUUUUGUAUAUCGUGCUUAUUUUUGAACACUAUGUUGUUAAUUAUAUUAUUUUUCAAUUAUAAUAAA